Messenger RNA from Bolinopsis microptera, 1480 nucleotides. RefSeq lists its product as uncharacterized. The record is from RefSeq and is a predicted model, not a curated record. NCBI's taxonomy places the organism in Eukaryota, Metazoa, Ctenophora, Tentaculata, Lobata, Bolinopsidae. The coding region runs from base 1 to 1002 and encodes 333 amino acids. The transcript has 2 exons.
AUGUUGAUGUGCGUUGUACUCCUUGGUUUGGUGAAUGCUUACAGCGGCAACCUGGACGAGACAGCUGAUGCAAUACAGUUUGCAAUGUUUGGAGGAGACGAUACACCUACACCUACACCUGAAACUAGAGUGUUUAACUACAAGGCAGGCCCCAACGCAGUCCCCAAUAGUAUCAUGUCAGACGCCACAUUAGGCACCGAGUCAGACGACGAGUCAGACGACUUUCUAGACAGCAUGGUAGACAGCUUGUUAGGCACCCCCUCCCCCGUCAUUUCUUACUCAUUUUCUGAGUUGAGUUAUAUGGCAGUCGCGACAGCUCCUCUUCAGAAAAACAACUUCUACACGCCCAUAGAAGACCAGAUCCCCCGAGUUAUGCCUUGUCAAGCUGUAAAGUGUCACCAGACUACGGUGGUCGUGUUGGACUCGUCUGGGAGUAUUGGGUCUGUUGACUACUACAAAGAAAUUUCCUUUAUAGAGAAUAUGCUGAAGCUUACAGCAGUUAAAGCAAAAAGAAAUAACCUGAAAAUGUGUGUAGGCCUCAUCUCAUACUCUACUGGUGUGCAUGUAGAGUUAGACCCCUGCUGCGAGAACAGUUUAUGCAAGAGUAUGAACCUGUUCGACACUCACGCGCUACAGUAUCGGGGAGGGAUGACUAACACAGCUGGGGCUCUGAAAGUAGCUAGACAGAUGCUACAAGCUGCUGCUAGUUACAAGAAAGUAGCUAUGUUGAUUACAGACGGGCACUCUAACGAUGGAGGGUCACCAAUACCCAUCGCUAAGGAAAUGAGGGACAAGGAUAAGGAUGGGAUCAAGAUAAUAGCAGUGGGGGUUACUAACAAUGUCAACGAUGCGGAGCUAAAGGGGAUCUCAGGGAAGAAGAAAGUAACUAAUAUAGCUUCGUUUGAUGAGUUCCGCGGGUUAUCCAACAAACUGCUUAAAGCUAACAACGUGGCAUCUCUGACUGAGUUAAAUAGAUUGUUUUGCUGCGAUGUGUUCCAGUGAUACGACCCUGUACAAGGACCAGUGUCCUAGAGCCAAGAUACAGCCGUUUAGUUUAGUAGAUGACGGUGGUAAUUUGGUGGGCGUGCAGGAAUUCGAGGGACUCCUCCUCUACAACGGAGGAACAGUGUGUGACGACGACUUCACUUUCUUCUCUGCUAAGAGUAUCUGCAAGAGUAUGGGGCGACCUCAAGGCCAGGCUACUUGGAAGUCGGGGCUGUACUACUCAGUUCAGAGCAGUCUGAGUAUUAAACUGGACGAUGUUGAGUGCGCUUCAUCAGACUGGGACCAGUGCACCUUCAAGAAUAAAGAACACAACUGUGGACACAGUGAAGAUGUGCACCUCACCUGCAAAGAUUAACAAACCAACACAAGACAGAUGAAGAAGUAACUACAGACGGAGGAACAAAAGGUCCCUCUCCCACUUCUGCAUCUCCCGCAAAGACACACUGACCCAGUGUACAACUUGAUAAUAUGUUUG